AUGAUGUUGGAGGAAUCGCUGCGACGCGUGGCAGCUCCCUCGCCCGGCCUUCCACCGACACCGACGCCGGUGCCACGCUCAGACACGAGUGUCGUCGGUCCAAGGAAGAAGUCCGACCACAGGGCCCAGUUGACGUGGAAGAUGUCACUCGGCGAGGGGCUCAUUUGCGUUGACUUUCUCCCUGGGCCCAGCAUGCUGGCAAUUGGCAGCACAAAGGCAGUGCACCUGGUGGAGGUGACGCAGAUGAGUCGCACCGGAUCGGCGGCGGCAGAUGCCCCUCCCGCGUCGUCCGUCGCCGCCGCCGCCGCCCCGGUUUCCUUGGCGCUGCGGCCAUGCGGCAUGUUCGGCAACGUGGCAAAGGUGGAGGCCCUUGCGUGGUACCCCGGCCGCGGGGAGGCCGUGCUCGCCAUUGUGCAGCUGAGCCGCAACGUCACAGUGCUCUUUGACGCGCUGGCACGGAAGGGAGAUGCCUACAUGGCGCAGCAGUGGAUUCACAACUCCAGGCAGCGCACCCUGUUCUCCGCGACGGUGGCCGGGAGCGAGCCUCUGAGCGCCGCCGUCGUGGGCGCCGCCUCCACGCCCUCCACCCCGUUUGGGGCGGCCGUGCAGGAAUGGCAGCCGGCCCAGUUUGUGGAGCGCGAGCCGGGGCGGCCGUGCAGCAUGGUGGAGGUUGUGAUCAACACGGGGUUCCUGCGGGUGGAGCGGAUCGCGUGGGACCCGCACAACCCCUACACGCUCGCGCUCACCUCCAACGCGACGCACUUUGAGCUGUGGACCAUCCCCGUCGUGGACAAGAGGGUGCACCCGCCCCGCCUCACCCUGCGCCCCCCCGCCCACGACGAGCGCUCCGUGACGCGCGGGGUCGCCUUCUCCCCGUUCGACCCCAACCUCAUCAUCGUGGUGGUGGAGAUCGCCAACGCGGGGAAGGUGCUUGUGUACGACCGUCGGCACGUGGAGGUGUCGUGGAGCAUGGACACGACCGGGCCGUCCCUCUCGGCCGCCUUUCACCCAACCUUCUCCGACCUCCUCGCCGUGUCCUUUCGGAAAGCAAAGACAAAGACAAACUCAUGUGUGCAGUUUUUCCGCGUCGUGAGUGACGUCAUCGCGGCGCCGGCGGGGGCAGAGGCAAACUACGGCGGUGAGAAAGUGACAUAUGCCCCGGCCCCGCUGGAGUCCACCGACGUUUUGCCCCCCAUCGACAGCAUUGACUCCCUCAGUCGGCUACGGUGGCGUCCCUGCGGGAGCGCCUCCCACGCCGCAGGCGGAGAGGCCGCCGUGGACACCAGCGACGGCGGCGUCGACGCCACAUCGGCAAAACUGUGGUUCGCCACCACGGCGCUCAACGGCCACGAGAUUAGUGUGUGGGACGCCGCCAACGGAUUUUGUCCUAUUUUUUCAAUCCGAACGGUCUGUCAAAGGCGCGACUUGGCUCGCCAGGGCGUCAACCAGAGGGAGUCGACUCUGCAGGAGUUGCCGUUGCAGGAGCCAACGGACUGUGUCUGGGUGAACGCACUAACCCUCGUCUCUGUCUUCAAGGACGGGGGGGUUGUGCUCACCUCCCUGCUCGAUGAGAAAGCGACGAGCAAAGACACUCUGUUCCGCUGCAGUACCGAGCAGACGACGCAGGUGUCUGAGGGGUCUGAUGUGCUCAGUCUCAGCGCCAUACUCCCUACGGCGGCGGUGGUGGCCGAUUACUUUGGACGCAGCUUUGCGGUGCGCAGCACCUCCUCGCUGCUGCGCGAGCACUACACCAACGUCAUCAACGCCGAGAAGAAUGAACUGCUGGAGCAGUUGUUGGCGUCAGAGAAGAAGCAAGCCGUCAGUGUUGACACGAGCCACUCUGCCUCCACGAGUUUUUCGCCAGGGGCUGCCAGGCAUCAGAGAGAGUCCUCGCGUGCCACGCCCACCAGUGGAGUGACGCUUGACACACGCUACUCACCGCAGCUCUCCCACUGGUCCACGCAAACCCCAGUGCGGCAAACCACCUUUGAACGACGUUCUGCGGGUUCUGCGGCCAGCGCCGCUGCGGCAGCAGGGGCGUCGCCCAGCGGCGGCAGGCGGCCGGAAUUUAUCUUCCCCUUCCUGUUCUCGCUUGCCUCGUCACCGUCGCCGUCAAUAUCCCUGGCGGCAGCGCGGGUCGAGCGGGGUGCCGUGAACGACGAUGUCGAAGGCAAGGGCGCGGACACGCUUCGGCGGCGAUCGCCACACUUGCUGUCUGCUGAUCCGCGGCACCGCGCAUCGAGAAACGGACCGGAGAUACACACUGAGCACGGCCUGGACUGGGCCGCUAAGACGCGACGAGGGUCGUUUGCGACAAGCUCUGCCGCUAUAAACGAACAACCUUUCGGCGAGCGACACGGCCUGAUGUUGCCUAUUAUGGCGCUCACGAAGGCUGUGGCGGUCACCAGUCCAGUGUCCCCAACACAUUCGGACGAAGCAAAUCUUCGGCAGAUGCGCCUCUUCACGCCCGUGGGCCGCAAGUACGGAGGCACCCUUUCCAUGCUGCACGAAACGCAGGCGGUGUGUGUCAAUCCUCUCCCGGGGCAAGGCGUAGAUGCCGCGGCAGGGACUCCCACACAGGCGCCGCCGCUUGGACGAAGAUCCCUCGUCAGACCCACGAUUGACUGCUUCGUCCUCUCCAAUGCGAUGUGUGGGUGGGCGUACGUGGAGCGCCCGGCCGAGGAGGACACGUUUGUGCUGUACGCCUUGAAGUGGGAGAUGGGCUACGAAGAGGCACGUAGGAUGAAGGCAAGUCGUCCGGCGGCGACGGAAGACGUGGAUCGCUGCUUUGCGCGGAUGAUGGCCUACAACGCCGGGGUGUGUAGGUCACGCGAACGAGACUUGCAGCGGCGGGGCGACGGAGACGGCGCGGGUACCUCCCCCAUGAGCGGCGCGGGGCGCAGGGAACAGCCCGUAGGCUCGGCGGACCCCAGGGGCCGGCUCUGGGCCGCGGCCGCGCAUGCGUGGCGUAGCCACAAUGUGGCUGUCAUUACCUCGCUCGUGUGCAGUCACCUGGAGUAUGCCUCGCUUGUCGGGGACUUGCAGCUGUGUGCCGUGUUGUAUUUACUUUUUUGCCUCUGGUGGAAGCAACGCGGAGACUCUGUGGCGAGUUAUCCAUGCCCUCUCUUUCCGCCUGACGAGGCACCGGUGCGGAACGGUCAGUCGGGUAAACAGUCUCCGGCGCCUGCCACGAGCAGCUCCCCGUGGCAGUGGAGGCUGCGUGCGCUGCAGUGGGUGGAGCAGUACGUCACUCGCCUCUACGAAAGGAAGCUAUACGUGCCGCUUAACGAGCUCCUCGUGAUUGUCCCUGAGGUGCUGGGGGUCUCCAGCCCGGGGUUGCCGCGGGCGGAGGACGUCGCCCAGAAAUUGUUCACCUGCGUCUACUGUGGAACGUGCCCCAAGUCGGAGUUGGUGCCGCAGUCUGCGAAGGCGGGUGAGCUGUCGUGCUCGUACACCACGACGCCGCUGACAUGGCCUGAGGCGAGUGAGAGAGGGCAGGCGCCGUGGAGCUCGGACGAGGACUCAAGCGACAGCUUCACGGCCUCCCUUGUCUCCUCCUUCUCCUGUGCGUGCGCCGGAGAGGAGGCGACGGAAAUUGAAAGCGGUAACAAUAGCGUGGUUGCCGCAAAUGAGCGGGGAAACGGGAAUGGGUCACUGCAACCUCCGCUCUGCUCCCAUUGCGCCCAGCUGCGAAACGCGGUGUGCUGCCGUUGUCGAACCACGCCUCUUAUGACCUGUGUCAUCUGCGAGGAGGUGGUGGAGGGGAUGUACAUGUGGCUGCUUUCCUGCGGUCACGGGGGGCACGUGCAUCAUAUACAGGAGUGGCUGCAGGUCUCUAACGAAUGCCCACGGUGCGGCAUCCCCGUUCUGCACUCCCCCUGA
Trypanosoma conorhini is the source of this 3882-nucleotide messenger RNA. RefSeq lists its product as uncharacterized. The transcript has a single exon. NCBI's taxonomy places the organism in Eukaryota, Euglenozoa, Kinetoplastea, Trypanosomatida, Trypanosomatidae. Gene Ontology annotation, molecular function: protein binding. Bases 1 to 3882 code for a protein of 1293 amino acids. Gene Ontology annotation, biological process: positive regulation of TOR signaling. The record is from RefSeq and is a predicted model, not a curated record.